Messenger RNA from Linum tenue, 2703 nucleotides. NCBI's taxonomy places the organism in Eukaryota, Viridiplantae, Streptophyta, Magnoliopsida, Malpighiales, Linaceae. The record is from the annotation of a GenBank genome assembly.
UUUAGAAAGCGAAAUUCAAUUAAGAAAUCAUUGGAGUCGCCUAAUCAAUCAUAUUAUCAUAUCCUUCUUUAAGAAAUGUUAGAAAGUCCUAUCAAUCAGAUGGGUGCGGUGCGAUGAGGUGAGGGGGAAAUAUAAAGUGAAGGCUGGAAGUUGAGCAGUAAAGCCUUGUUCUUUUCUUCUUUUAGCUUGUGGGUAGGAGGAGGAAGGAAGGAAGGAAGAAGCUUGGAGUCGGGGGAGAAAUGAUGGAGGAGAGGCGGUGGAGAUGGGUUGAGCAGCUGAUUGUGCUGUUUCCAGUACUGAUAUUCUUCUGCAUUCUGGGCUGCACCUCUGCUGCCACAGAUCCAUCCGAUGCUUCUGCUCUACGUGUCAUGUACGGUUCCUUAAACUCACCAGGACAGCUGACUCAGUGGAGCUCAAAUGGUGAUGAUCCUUGUGGCCAGAAUUGGAAAGGCGUUACGUGCUCUGGCUCACGAGUCACGGAGAUCAAAUUGUCCGGUCUUGGACUCUCGGGGUCAAUGGGGUAUCAGCUUGACAGUUUAAAAGCACUGAAAAACCUAGACAUGAGCAGCAAUAAUCUCGCAGGCAGUCUACCUUAUCAACUACCACCAAACCUGGAAAGAUUGAAUCUCGCUAAUAACCAGUUCACUGGAGAAAUACCAUAUUCCAUUUCUCUGAUGACCUCUCUGAAGUACUUAAACCUUGCACAUAAUCAGCUUCAGAAUCAACUGGGAGACAUGUUUGGAAAGCUCCCUUCCUUGUCCACAUUGGAUAUAUCUUCCAACCAACUAACAGGGAAUCUGCCAGAGAGUUUUGGCUCCCUUCCAAGUAUGACAUCUAUGUACUUACAAAACAACCAAUUCACAGGCACCAUUGACGUCCUUGCUAGUCUUCCUCUUGAAACCCUGAAUGUUGCAAACAAUCGUUUCACCGGCUGGGUUCCACAACAGUUGAGCAGCACUAACAUCAUAAAGGACGGAAACAAUUGGAAUUCGGGAACUGCUCCUCCUCCACCACCUGGGACACCUCCAGUCCACAAACUCCCACGUCAUAAGUCUGGUGGCAGUGGUGGUGCAUCAAAUGGUGCAAGUGCUGAUGAUAGUGGCAGCAAAAAAUCAGGAAUAGGUGGUGGUGGUAUAGCUGGAAUAAUUAUAUCUAUCUUGGUCGUUGGUGCAAUAGUUGCCUUCUUCUUGGUGAGAAGAAGAUCCAAGAGGAGAUCAUCAGAUGUAGAAAAGCUUGAUAAUGAGCCAUUUGCUCCUCUUUCUGGCAAUGAAGUUGAAGAGAUGAAAUCCAUACAUAGUUCAUCCUCAAUCAACACUAAAACUUUUGAUAUCCCGCCAUCAAUGAGCCUGAAGCCCCCUCCUAUAGAUCGCACGAAGUCAUUUGAUGAGGAUGAAUCUGUCAAGAAGCAUGUUAUCAGGAAACGUGUUGCAGCUCCAGUUAGUGUGGCAACAUACUCAAUAGCGGACCUCCAAAUGGCAACUGGAAGCUUCAGUAUGGAACAUCUUCUUGGUGAGGGGUCUUUUGGGCGUGUUUAUAGAGCUCAUUUUGAUGAUGGAAAGGUACUUGCAGUGAAGAAAAUAGAUUCAGCUGCUCUAUCCAGUGAAAUGUCUGAAGAUUUUGUGGAGGUGGUUUCAAAGAUCUCGGACUUGCAUCACACCAAUGUCACUGAGUUAGUGGGCUAUUGUUCUGAGCAUGGACAGCAUCUGCUAGUCUAUGAAUUCCAUAGACAAGGAUCACUACAUGACUUGCUGCAUCUAUCAGAUGAAUACAGCAAGCCCUUGAUAUGGAAUUCACGCGUCAAGAUAGCACUUGGAACAGCACGUGGAUUAGAGUAUCUUCAUGAAGUAUGCUCUCCAUCUAUAAUUCACAAAAACAUAAAGUCUGCAAACAUACUAUUAGACACCGAGCUGAAUCCUCACCUUUCAGACUCUGGCUUGGCAAGCUUUCUGCCAAAUGGAGAUCAGAUGCAGGCAUUGAAUCAGAAUGCAGGGUCUGGGUAUAGUGCACCUGAGGUUGCUAUGUCUGGCCAAUACACUCUCAAAAGUGAUGUGUAUAGCUUCGGAGUCGUGAUGCUGGAACUCCUUACUGGGCGUAAACCAUUUGACAGUUCAAGGGCAAGAGCUGAGCAAUCUUUGGUCCGUUGGGCAACACCACAGCUGCACGACAUUGAUGCAUUGUCUAAAAUGGUUGAUCCAGCAUUAAAAGGACUUUACCCUGUUAAAUCUCUCUCCCGGUUUGCGGAUGUUAUCGCUCUCUGUGUUCAGCCUGAGCCUGAAUUCCGGCCACCUAUGUCUGAAGUGGUGCAAGCACUGGUUCGUUUAGUGCAGCGAGCUAACAUGAGCAAGCGAACGACGGGGAACGAACAGACAGCGGGCUCCCAAGCUGAAAACUCAUCAGAUGCACAGGAUUAUAUGACUUAGUUAGCUGCACAAUAUAUUCCUCUCUCCAGAUACUCAACCGGUCCUUGGUACAGUUGUUGGUCGGGUAGUGUAGUAUACUUUUUCUGGUUGUCAUUGCUUGGAAGUUUUGCUACUGCUGUCAUCUGGUUGUCAUUCUACUUUGAAGUAGCCCCGAUUUGUGAAUUACUGUAAUAUGUGUCAAUAUUGCACCUCUGUCAAAAUAGUUGCCUUGCCGGGCUUACAAGUUUGAGGGUAACAUAUUGCCUUCAUAGUUUCGUGAGUCAACGAUAGUGCUCAAUAAAAU